Messenger RNA from Guillardia theta CCMP2712, 1256 nucleotides. RefSeq lists its product as hypothetical. The record is from RefSeq and is a predicted model, not a curated record. NCBI's taxonomy places the organism in Eukaryota, Cryptophyceae, Pyrenomonadales, Geminigeraceae. Bases 16 to 1077 code for a protein of 353 amino acids. The transcript is spliced from 6 exons.
GAGCGCCACUUCGAGAUGGUGCGCGCCUAUGGAGCGGUGGAACAUGGCGCGGGCGUGAAAGGAGGCGAAGGAAGAAGAAGGAUAGCGUUGGCCUUUGCCGCUGCUGCGAUCCUUGCUGUGGCAGCUGUUCUUGCAGUUGCUCUUAACAACGAUCAUGCCACAGAGCUUGAGGGUUUUGACGUCCGCAAGGAGCAUCCUCCUAUGUGGCAUGCCACCGGUGAAUUGGCACCACCGGCCCCUCCUGCGAAGGCAUUGGCGAUCGACUAUCUGUCCUUCUUCACCUCGGAUAUGUUCGCCAAGUUCUCGGACUCUUGCUGCAGGACCUUAUUCUUUCCACCUGGCCAUGGAGAGCGUCUCCCACUUGAGUUGGACUUGGAAGGCCCCUAUGCCUUGAACAUCCGCAACUUCGUUGGCAACAGGAACACCUUCAUGUUCAACGGAGCCGACAGCUAUACCGUCGAGUUCAUGAACAGGUACUUCGGCUUCCACAUCAAGGAAGUUCCCGUCAUUUCUGGAUACAAGCGCCGCGAGGCUCUCAUGAUCAUGGGAGAUCCCUCCACGGCCUCCUCCGUUCCCCAGGCCUACGCUGUGGAGCGUCAGAUUGGUGCCACGUACUACGGAGGUCUUCCUAACAAGCUUGCGCCAACUGCUGACAUGGUUGCCGUCGACACCCUCACCCUUCCCGGCGCCUCCAUCAUCAUCUACAACAACUGGCCCAGAGUGCCCACUGGAACCCCAUGCUUCAUUGCCCGCUAUUGCCAGAUCCAGGACCCCUACACCCAGGGAGGCUUGCCCCUCAAGGUUGAGGUCAUCGAGUGCCCGGCUGCCGAGGCCCGCGGAUAUCCUUGCUCCUGCGGUUUCAUCAACUUCGUGGGAUGGGAUUGGUUCGGCUCUAACGCGAACAUCUGGGACUCGACUGUCUUCAAUGCUGACGAUCUUGCGAUGACCUUCUCGCUCGGGGACACCACAACCCCCAAGGGAGCUAAGAGGUCUGGCGUUCAAAGACUCGCCGCACAGCAGCCCAUCCAGGUUAACGUGAACGAGGACUGCUCUGGACCAAACUGCCACUAUCAGUAAAGCCCACACACAAACUCAUCAUCAUGACAUCCUUGUCGUACCACGGCCUAACGGAUGUUGUGGAGUGGACUUUUCUGUCAGGGAUUUGUAAAAUUGUUUUGCAAGAUUGGGUUCUGUGUUCGUGCAGUGAAGCUUCAUCAGCGAUAAGCAAGUUUGUCAAAUAAAGCAAGCUUGAUAGG